Messenger RNA from Meyerozyma guilliermondii ATCC 6260, 2106 nucleotides. It is a transcript of the gene NOC2, whose product is annotated as mRNA-binding ribosome synthesis protein. Gene Ontology annotation, cellular component: Noc2p-Noc3p complex; Noc1p-Noc2p complex; nucleolus. The record is from RefSeq and is a predicted model, not a curated record. Lineage: Eukaryota; Fungi; Ascomycota; Pichiomycetes; Serinales; Debaryomycetaceae. Gene Ontology annotation, biological process: ribosomal large subunit biogenesis. Bases 1 to 2106 code for a protein of 701 amino acids. The transcript has a single exon.
AUGGCCAAACCUUCCAAGGCAACCAAGAAGUUCCAAAGCAAGCAUUUGAAGCAUACCAUUGAGCACAGGAGGGAGGUUCAAAGACACAACAAAAAGGCUCUUUCCAGAAAGAAAAAGUCGUCCAAUGAUGAAACUGAGAAGCCGUCGACGCCCCAGCCAAAGGAAGUCUUCAAUGAUAUGUCCGUAGAGGACUUCAUGGAGGGAGGGUUCGAGGUACCCAAGGAGAAGAAGUCGAGCAAGAAGGCACAACAGGAGCCAGAAAGCGAAGAUGAGUCUUCUGAGUCCGAAGAUGAAGAAGCCAUGAAACACGACUUGAAGAACUUGGCAGAAAAAGAUCCUGAAUUUUACAAAUACUUGGAGGAAAAUGACAAGGGUUUGUUAGACUUUGAGGCCGUGAACCCAAUGGAUGCUAUGAGCGACGAUGAAGGUGCCAGUGAACUGGAAGCAGAAGAGACCGAAGAAGCUAAAGAACAGAAAGACGAGUCAUCAAAUAAGAUCGAGAUUACUCUGGAAUUGGUUAAGGAAUGGUCCACCAAGUUGCAAAAGCCCACACCAAAGCUCAUCAGAAACGUCGCUAUAGCGUUUAAGGCUGCUGUUAACAUUAAUCGAGCCAAUGAAGAAGACUAUAAAUACUUGGUUACCGAUCCAGAAGCCUUCAAUGCCUUGAUGGUUCUUACUUUGCAAGACUUACCAACCGCCAUUCAAAAGCUCAUCAAGUACAAGGUUAAUGCAUCCACAGGCGCCAGAACCAUUCCACAAAAGAAUCAGCAUGUUAGUCAAAUUUCUUCCAUUCUUAAGUCGCAUGCUGGAUCCUACAUUACGCUUCUUCACGAUAUAACAAACACAGAAACCGCUGCCUUGGUUUUGUCGUCACUCCAGGAACUUUUCCCUUACUACCUUUCUCAUCGUCGUUUGCUCAAACAGCUUUUGGCAGGUGUAGUAAAUGUUUGGGCUACUACUCCUGACGUUGAAACUCAAAUUGCAACAUUUGCAUUUCUCAACAAUGUUUCUCGUGAGUUUUCCAGCUCGCUUCUUGAAACGGUGUUGAAACUCACCUACUCGUCUUUCCUUCAGAAUUGCAGAAAGACAAACGUUUACAACAUGCCUAUGAUCAACGUCUGCAAGAACUCGGCAGCAGAGUUAUUUGGCAUUGAUGAGAAAAUAUCUUACCAGAUUGGCUACGAGUACAUUCGACAAUUGGCUAUUCACUUGAGAAACAGUAUGAAUGCCACUUCCAAUGCUAAGGACGGCUACAAGACCGUUUACAACUGGCAGUAUUGUCACUCUUUGGAUUUCUGGUCGAGAGUAUUAACGCAAUUUUGCAACCCAGAAGUCGAGUUGAAACACAAGAACAAAGAGUCUCCAUUAAGACUGUUAAUAUAUCCUUUGGUCCAAGUGACGUUGGGAACCAUCAGGUUGAUUCCUACAGCCCAGUUCUUCCCCUUGAGAUUCUAUUUGCUCAGGUCUUUAAUCAGACUCUCUCAAUCCACCGGAGUCUACAUUCCAAUUUACCCAUUACUCUCCGAAGUUUUGACUUCCACUGCGUUCACCAAGUCCCCCAAGAGAACCAAUCUUGCUGCUUUUGAUUUCGAAAAUAACAUCAAGGUCAACCAGGCUUACCUUGGAACUCGCACCUACCAGGACGGUUUGAGUGAGCAAUUUGUGGAAUUGGCGAGCGAGUUUUUUGUGCUUCACUGUAAGAGCAUUGCAUUCCCUGAGUUAGCCACACCAGCAAUUUUGUCAUUGAGAAGAUUUAUCAAGAAAUCGAAAAAUAUCAGAUUCAACAAACAGUUGCAGCAGCUUGUUGAAAAAUUGAAUUCCAACGCAACUUAUAUCAUCGCCAAAAGAGCAAACGUCGAGUAUGGUCCAAGUAACAGAGCUGAAGUGAAUACCUUUUUGAGCGAAACAGACUGGCAAAAGACCCCAUUGGGUCAAUAUGUUGUUGUGCAAAGAAAGUCUAAGGAAACCAAGUUGCAACUUUUGAAGCAGGCUAUGGAAGAUGAAGCCGAAAGUAAAAUUCAAAAGGAAAGAGACGAAGAUAGCGACGAAGCAAUGGAUGCCUUGGCUGAAGAGUCUGAUGGUUCAGAGGCAGACAUGAGUGAUUAG